Molecule: messenger RNA, 1731 nt
Organism: Cryptosporidium ubiquitum
Lineage: Eukaryota; Apicomplexa; Conoidasida; Eucoccidiorida; Cryptosporidiidae
Exons: 1
Coding region: 1-1731 (576 amino acids)
Biological process (GO): cell division
Molecular function (GO): protein binding
Source: RefSeq, a predicted model, not a curated record
AUGAGCAUCGAAUUGCAUAAAGUUAAUAUAAUCGAAGCAAGUUCUCAAAGCCACCCUAAAUUCUUUUUCAACUUGCAACUAUCGGAAUAUUUUAGGUUGCUAAUAGAUCGAUCAAUCGAAAUUAGGAAUUGGAGAAGGGGCGAAAAAUAUUGUACAAUAUUGCAACUCAUCAAACCAUUGGAUACUUGCGACAUUUUAAGAUGGUGUGAAUGCUUAUUUUAUUUGGCAGAUUAUUCCGCUAUUAUUAGAAUUACGCAGAAUAUCUUUAUUGAAGGUAAUAAUUAUUGCUCAAGCAAACUAAAACUUUUAACAUAUAGAUCAGAAAGCGAGUUUCUCAUGGGGAAAUAUUUAAAUAGUAUUGAAACAUCAAAUUUGAUAUUGGAAAAAAUUAAGCAUGCACUGAGUGUAGAGGCAGAUAAUAAAAAAAAACUGUUUCUAAAACAAUUGAGAAUCCGAGUUUUAUUAGUUAAAGCUCGAAUUUAUGAAUUAAAUAAUUCGUUUGAUGAGUGCAGUAAAAUUUACACAAGUGUAUUAUUAAAUGAUGAUCCAAUAAAUGUUGUAUCUUUAGAAGUGGUAUUUUGUUCACAUAAAUAUACAGUAAAUGAAAAAAUUGAAAUUUUCAAACAAUGGAAGGAUAUUGUUCCUAAACGUUACUCUUGGAUUUCAACGGUUGUUUGGUACAGAAUAAUGCAUAAUUACUCUCAAAUGAUAGAUAAUUUCAAUAAUAAUUUUAAGGAAGACACAAAUUUAUAUUCUUUAAACUCAAAAAUCCCCUUAAAUAAAUUUUUGAUGACUAUACCUAUUUAUUCUAAAAAGAUGAUAUUUUUAAAAGAUAAGAUUUACUCAAUGGUUAAUUUUAACAAGAUUAGUAUUAAUUCACUAAAAACACAUAUUUUUGAUGUAUCUAGUCAUUUAGACUGUGAAAUUUACAUUAUCAUGCAAAUGAUUUCAACAAUUUAUGACUCUGGGUACAUUUUGACAGUUUCAAAUGUUCUUGAUGAAAAAAUACCUUCAUCUCCACUUUCCAUUUUUACAAUGGGGUGUUACUAUUACAAACAAUCAAUAUAUUCAAAGUCUGCACAUCUUUUUAGAAAAGUAAUAGAAAUUGAGCCUGGGUUUUACGAAGCUCAUCUAUUACUUGCACAUUCACUUUCACUAAAUAAUAAUAGCACGCAAGCAAUUAUCGUUUACUCCCAUAUUCAAGAUCAAUGGAAAGGAAGCUGUUAUGGAACUCUAUAUAAAGGUGUAGAAUACUUGAAAAGCAAUAAUUAUAACAUGGCAAUGCUCAAUAUUAGAAGUUCUAUAGCACAAUUCCCCGAUAAUCCUAUAGUGCUGAAUGAAUAUGGAGUUUUACAAUUUUAUCAAAAAAAAUAUGGUGAGUCAGAAAAAACAUUUAGAAAAGCAUUGGAAAAAUACAAUACCAAUAUUAUUCAGAAUAGUCACUUGAAAUAUAUUUUAGAAAUAAAUAUGAGUUGUUCAAUUGUCUGGUCAAUACUAUAUUGCGAAGAGAUAGUUUUCAGGCCCCGUAUACUUGAGGUAAUUUCAAUACUCGAAAGGUGCAGUAAUAUAUAUGAUUCGGCCAAUAUCGUGUAUUUAAUAAGUCUGCUCCUUGCAAUUUCAUACCAGAUAAAUGGCGAAAAAAAGAAGUCGAGCUCAAAAUAUUUGGAAUGCGUUAGUUUAGGUAUUAUUCAUCCAAUCAUCUUGAAAUCCUUACACACUGUUUGUAACUAG